Molecule: messenger RNA, 1209 nt
Organism: Hyphopichia burtonii NRRL Y-1933
Lineage: Eukaryota; Fungi; Ascomycota; Pichiomycetes; Serinales; Debaryomycetaceae
Gene: GAL7
Product: UDP-glucose:hexose-1-phosphate uridylyltransferase
Exons: 1
Coding region: 1-1128 (375 amino acids)
Biological process (GO): beta-D-galactose catabolic process via UDP-galactose, Leloir pathway
Cellular component (GO): cytoplasm
Molecular function (GO): zinc ion binding; UDP-glucose:hexose-1-phosphate uridylyltransferase activity
Source: RefSeq, a predicted model, not a curated record
AUGACAAAGUUUGACUUUACUAAUCAUUCGCAUCGUCGUUUAAAUCUUUUAACUAAUUCUUACGUCUUAUGCUCCCCCCACAGAGCGAAAAGACCCUGGCAAGGUGCUAAAGAAGAAUUGAAGAAAAAUACAUUACCAGAAUACGAUCCUCAGUGCUAUUUAUGUCCAGGUAAUAUCAGAGCUACUGGUGAUUCAAAUCCAAAAUAUGAAUCCACAUAUAUUUUCCCUAAUGACUACCCUGCAGUUAGGUUAGAUCAACCGGAUUAUGUUAGUGAAAUAAAAGAUGAUGCAAAUGCGGAUUCAGAAACUGACAAAUUAGAAUCUAGACUAUUGGUGACUCAAGGGGUUAAAGGAAAAUGUUUUGUUAUAUGUUUCAGUCCAAAUCAUAGUUUGACUUUACCAAUCAUGCCAAUUAGAGAUAUUAUUAGUGUUAUUGAUACUUGGCAGAAACUUUAUCUUGAAGUUAAAAGUCAAUCAUUAUCUGGUGAAGCACCUUAUCGCUAUUUACAAAUUUUUGAAAAUAAAGGUUUUGCAAUGGGGUGUUCGAACCCUCAUCCUCAUGGUCAAGCUUGGUGUCUUGAUCAAAUUCCAACAGAAGUUAGUCAUGAAUUAACUAACAUGAAUGAAUAUUUUAAGAAGAACGAAUCUCAUUUAUUAGGUGAUUACGUUAAGUUGGAAUUGGUUAAAAAGGAGAGAAUUGUCUUACAAAAUGAUUCUUUCCUAGUAGUGGUACCAUAUUGGGCUUUAUGGCCAUUUGAAACUUUAUUGAUCUCAAAGAACCAUUUACAUUCCAUUGAGGAGUUCAAUGAAUACGAAAAGGCAGACUUGGCCUCCAUAAUGAAAAAAUUAACAACAAAGUAUGAUAAUUUAUUCAAUACUAGUUUCCCUUACUCAAUGGGUAUUCAUCAAGCUCCCUUCAACUGUUCCAAACACGAUCACGACAACUCUUGGUUCCACAUGCAUUUUUAUCCACCAUUGUUGAGAUCAGCCACUGUAAAGAAGUUCUGUGUGGGGUUUGAAAUGUUGGGCGAAGCUCAAAGAGACUUGACCAGUGAACAAGCUGCUGCUAGAUUAGUGGAUUUAAAUGGUGAGGCUCACUAUUCGCAAAAACUGUCUGAUGAGAAAUGAGAGAAAUGAGUAAUGUAAUAUGCCGGGAGGGGAUGGCCCAUAACUUUUUGUAACUUAUAUAUUAAUACAAUCUGAAUCUAU